Molecule: messenger RNA, 201 nt
Organism: Perkinsus marinus ATCC 50983
Lineage: Eukaryota; Perkinsozoa; Perkinsida; Perkinsidae
Exons: 2
Coding region: 1-201 (66 amino acids)
Source: RefSeq, a predicted model, not a curated record
AUGCUGAUUGUCAACGAUGACGAGUUUAACCAGAUAGAAGUCCCCCUUAGGCUCAUCAAAGGCGCCGAAAAGCUCCUCCAAGCUGGCGAUGUUAUUGGUGUUGGCAUGGAUGGAGACCACAUAGUGCAGAUCAGUCUCCCGAGUGCAGUCCUCGACAAGAUACGCUCCAUCGGCAUCAGUGAUACUAAUGCUGAUGAAUGA